This is a messenger RNA of Aphanomyces astaci, 828 nucleotides long. RefSeq lists its product as hypothetical. The transcript is spliced from 4 exons. Lineage: Eukaryota; Oomycota; Saprolegniomycetes; Saprolegniales; Verrucalvaceae. The coding region runs from base 1 to 828 and encodes 275 amino acids. The record is from RefSeq and is a predicted model, not a curated record. Gene Ontology annotation, biological process: protein homooligomerization.
AUGAGUGGGUGGCAGUUGGAAUCUUCACUCACUUCCAUUCGCACUGCUUUUGACCACCUGAAUGCCGACCUACACGCGUUGGAACCGAAAGUGGCAGCCGCCAUUGACACAGCGUUUAGCCAUGCCCAUGCAGAAGCGGGUGUGUUGGAGAAGAAAGUGAUCGCACCGCCACCCCAACCUUGUCACGUUGAACGUUGGCGGCACAACGUUCCAAACGUAUCCAAAGAUACGUUGCUGCGUGGGGAAGGCACGUACUUUCACGCGUUGCUGGGGUCUGGACGAUGGAAACCCGACGGCGACCCUAACUUCUUGGACCUGGAUCCCCUUCUCUUUCGACGCGUGCUUAUAUUUCUGCGCACGGGAAAGCUCAUGUCGCUGGAUGGAUUGACUUCCGUCGAGAGGGACGAGUUUUCGGCGAUGCUGGAGUAUUUGAAGCUUGACGAAGGGGUCUCCGCGCAAAUGAUACCUUGGCAGUGUACCGUUGCCAUGGAGCCGCUAAUGGGAACAUUUCAAGUCCGCGUUGACACUGACAUCGGUGAAUGGCGUAUCGGCCUUGGCCCCAGGGAUAUCGACGUCACUUCCGGAUCCUCCAUGUCGAGAUGCUACCUGUACAAGUCAACGGGGGCCUUCAAUAGAAAAAACGACCAAGUCCUGGCUCUUCCAAGCUUGCAAGCAGGCGACGUGGUGACAAUUCGACGUGCGCUACGGCAUGUUGAGUUUGCUGUGAACGAUGGAUGCCCAUCUGUGGUGAAUCUUGUGGACCCAUCCGAGGAAUUGUUUCCAGUUGUGUUUAUGUAUAACAAAUCGAAGAUUACGAGCCUCGGCUAG